GACGCCGUGUGGUUCAACAGGGACAGCGGUUAGCUAGCAGACGGGCCAACUUUCCGGUCCAUGAGACUAUAAUUAAUUCUCCAAGCGACGUGUCCUGGUUCGGUUUACCCGGGAGGCGAAAGGCUAAAAAAAAUAAUAAUAAAAUAACGGCUACGGUUUAGCCUCCCCUGCCGUUGUUCGCGCGCACGUAUUUAAAGAGAAGUUAUCUCGGGAUAAAUUAGCCAGAUUAGGCACGGAGUUGGUCGCAGAGCUCCUUGUUUCGUGUCCAGAUUCGGCGCCGAGCACGGUUUGACGGUUCCACGGACCAUGGUUCUCCUGAAAAACAUCCACCCUCCCACCGAGGGAGUGCGACACGAGCAAGCCGACACCACGGCGGUGCUGGACGGCCAGAGGCUGGGCUGCGGCACGCUGUACGUCGCCGAAACGCGCUUGUCGUGGUUUGAUGGAUCAGGGUUGGGUUUCUCUCUGGAAUAUCCCUCCAUCGGGCUGCAUGCCAUCUCCAGGGAUGUGAGUGCGUACCCCCAGGAACAUCUGUACGUCAUGGUGAACGGAAAACUCAACGAGGAGAAUGAGGCAGAAAUGGCCGAGAAGGAAGCAGGUGAUGAGGAGGAUGACGGCAGCAGCAGCGGAGGGGACGACGACGACGAAGGGGUGAUCUCAGAGAUUCGGUUUGUGCCGACCGACAAGACGUCAUUGGAGUCCAUGUUCUCAGCCAUGUGUGAAUGCCAGGCCCUUCAUCCCGACCCGGACGAUGAAGACUCUGACAACGACUUUGAGGGAGAGGAGUAUGACGUGGAAGAGGCUGAGGCAGAGCACGGCCAUGCUGACAUCCCGACCUUCUACACGUGUGACGAGGGUUUGUCGGCGCUGACGCAGGAAGGCCAGGCCACGCUGGAGAGGCUGGAAGGGAUGCUGGCCCAGUCCGUGGCUCAGCAGUACCACAUGGCCGGAGUGAGGACCGAAGAAGCAAAGCCGGAGUUUGAAGAUGGGAUGGAGGUGGAUGCUGCAGCCAUGGAGGCCGGUCAGUUUGAGGACGCAGACGUCGAGCACUAGAUGAAGUCGUGUCAACAUCCAAACAAAGCACCAGUGGGACCAGAGGAGGAGACGGCAGCACUUAUUCACGGCUUUCUGCUCGGACCCACACCCUCUUCCUGUUUCAGGAGUUUUCUCUUCUCCUCCGUGUGCUGAAACUCUUCUUAGUGGCCCUUCUUGCUUCGGCUCAUG
Messenger RNA from Fundulus heteroclitus (mummichog), 1224 nucleotides. Its product is annotated as methylosome subunit pICln-like. The coding region runs from base 307 to 1053 and encodes 248 amino acids. Gene Ontology annotation, biological process: spliceosomal snRNP assembly; chloride transport; mRNA cis splicing, via spliceosome. The record is from RefSeq and is a predicted model, not a curated record. Lineage: Eukaryota; Metazoa; Chordata; Actinopteri; Cyprinodontiformes; Fundulidae. Gene Ontology annotation, cellular component: spliceosomal complex; methylosome; plasma membrane. The transcript is spliced from 8 exons.